Molecule: messenger RNA, 1092 nt
Organism: Zonotrichia albicollis (white-throated sparrow)
Lineage: Eukaryota; Metazoa; Chordata; Aves; Passeriformes; Passerellidae
Source: RefSeq, a predicted model, not a curated record
AUGAAGUCCCGUAAUGUCCCUGGCCCCAGCCUGGCCGCGAAGAGAAUAAAACGGAGAAGCAACGUUCGAAUCGCUUUGCUGCCUCUCGGUUUCGUUCUCUCCGAAAGCCGCUGUGAUCACGGAUCGUUCCUGGAGCACAGACCUGCCCAGCGCCGAGCAUGCGGCGCCGAAAGGGAGCCCCAAAACAGCCCCGAGUGCUCCCCCUCGAGUGGCAAAACCCCAAAAUCACUCUCCAGCCACACGCCCCAUCCGGACGUGUCUGGGGAUCGGAGGGACCCCGCUAACCCCGCUGUGCUCUCUCCGCCAGGUUACAGCACCGUGGCCUUUGACGGCACCCCCAGCUACGGGCACACGCCGUCCCACCCCGCCGCUCAGUUCACCAACCACUCCUUCAAACACGAGGACCCCAUCAGCCAGCAGCCCUCCCUAGGGGACCAGCAGUACUCGGUGCCUCCGCCGGUGUACGGCUGUCACACGCCGACCGACAGCUGCACGGGCAGCCAGGCGCUGCUCCUCCGGACGCCCUACAACAGACACACAGCGGGAUAUGAAAAUGAGAACCACAGUGCUCCCAUGUUGUACAGCUGUGGGGCCCAGUACAGAAUACACACCCACGGGGUCUUCAGAGGCAUACAAGACGUGCGGCGCGUGCCCGGCGUGGCUCCCACCAUCGUGCGCUCGGCCAGCGAGACCAACGAGAAGCGUCCCUUCAUGUGUGCCUACCCUGGCUGCAACAAGAGAUACUUCAAGCUGUCCCACUUGCAGAUGCACAGCAGAAAGCACACUGGUGAGAAACCCUACCAGUGUGAUUUCAAAGACUGUGAAAGAAGAUUUUCUCGUUCAGACCAACUCAAAAGGCACCAAAGACGACACACAGGUGUGAAACCCUUUCAGUGUAAAACCUGUCAGAGAAAGUUCUCCAGAUCUGAUCAUCUGAAGACUCAUACCAGGACUCAUACAGGUAAAACAAGUGAAAAGCCUUUCAGUUGCCGGUGGCCCAGCUGUCAAAAAAAAUUUGCCAGGUCUGAUGAAUUAGUUCGUCAUCACAACAUGCACCAGAGGAACAUGACUAAACUGCAGUUGGCCCUUUAG